Molecule: messenger RNA, 1630 nt
Organism: Empidonax traillii (willow flycatcher)
Lineage: Eukaryota; Metazoa; Chordata; Aves; Passeriformes; Tyrannidae
Product: probable G-protein coupled receptor 158
Exons: 5
Source: RefSeq, a predicted model, not a curated record
CGGCGGGAGGAGGCGCGGGCGGGCUCGGCGCUGCCGUCGCCGGAGGGGCUGCGCGCCGCUCCGCGCCGGCGGUGGGGCUGCGCGGCGCCCCGCGCUGGGGGAGGCGCGGGCGGAGCCGCCACAGGUGACUCGCGGGCCGGGGCCGCGUUCCGCCGCUCCGCCGCCCCUGCGCGUUCGCGCCCCUGCGCCGCGGCCGCCUGCGCGAAGCCCAUCGUCAGCCGCCUCGCCGUGCCGGCGCUGCCGGCAGCACCGGAGGACAUGGCUUUGCUCCGGCUUCUUCUCCUCCUGCUCCUCGCCCAGCGCGGACCGAGGGUUGCCGCCGGCCAAGGGCAGGCGGUGCGCGGCCGGGAGCGGGCGCUCGGAGGGACGCAGUCUAUUUACAACCACAUCAAGAGCCGGGAGCCUCCGCCGGCCCCGCGGAGCCGCUCUUCGGAGAGCACCAUCUUGGCGCAGCGGCUCGCCCAGGAGGUGCCCCAGGACGUGGCCUCGUUCCUCUACACGGGCGACUCCCGGGAGUUGCGGCGAGCCAACUGCUCCGGGCGGUACGAGCUGGCCAGCCUCGCCGGCAAGUCGCGCUUCACCUCGCACCCCUCCCUGCACGGGGCCCUGGGCACCCUCACCCACGCCACCAACUUACUCAACAUGAUCCUCCAGAGCAAUAAGUCGCGGGAGCAGAACUUGCAGGAGGACUUGGAGUGGUACCGCGCCUUGAUCAGGAGCCUGCUGGAGGAGGACCCCAACAUCUCCAGGGCAGCUAUCACUUUCAGCACGGAGCCUUUCUCCUCCACUCCCCAGGUUUUCCUCCAGGCCAGCAGGCAUGAGAGCCAGGUUCUCCUGCAGGACUUGUCCUCCUCAGCUCACCGACUGGCCAAUGCUUCUGUGGAAACAGAGUGGUUCCACAGCUUGAAGCGCAAGUGGAGGCCACAUCUGCACAGGAAGGUCUUAAACACGGGCCCCAAAACUUUGGAGAAUAGCUGGAAGAGGCGGGAGAGCUUUGCUGCUGAUAAGAACCACAUCAGGUGGUCCUCACCAUACCUGGAGUGUGAGAAUGGGAAUUACAAACCUGGCUGGCUAGUGACUCUCUCGGCGGCUUUCUAUGGGCUGCGGCCAAACCUCAUCCCCGAAUUCAGAGGUGUUGUCAAGGUUGACAUCAAUUUGCAGAAGGUGGACAUUGACCAGUGUUCGAGUGAGGGGUGGUUCUCGGGGACACACAGGUGUCAUCUCAACAAUUCUGAGUGCAUGCCAAUUAAAGGCCUUGGAUUUGUGCUUGGAGCCUACAAAUGUAUUUGCAAAGCUGGAUUCUAUCAUCCCAACAUCUUCUCAGUGAACAGCUUUCAGAGAAAAGAUGGAGAGAAUCGCUUUUCAGUUGGUGAAUUGUCAGAGGAAAUCUACACCUGCCUACCCUGCAGAGAAGGAUGUUCCUACUGUACAGACGAUACUCCCUGCUAUGCACAGGAGGACAAGUAUUUACGGCUGGCUAUCAUCUCAUUCCAAACGCUCUGUAUGCUGCUGGACUUCAUAAGCAUGCUGGUAGUCUACCAUUUCCGCAAGGCAAAGAGUAUCAGGGCUUCAGGGCUGGUGCUGUUGGAAACCAUUCUUUUUGGAUCUCUUCUCCUGUACUUCCCAGUAA